AUGGACGAUGGCGGGCCUCAAGCGGAGCGUUCGCGUCGUCUGGAGACGCAGGGGCGGCUGCAGGCACCUCCAAAGCCUGAACCUAAUCUGAAACCUGCUGGACCCACAUUACCUCCGUCUGCGUGCAUUUCUGGCUGCUGUGUGGAGAGCGCACGACUCGCAGAUGAGAGAGACUUCCUCCGAGGGUAUGCAGAGCGAUUGCUAGUGCAACUACGCGGCCUGUUACAGCGCUACGGAGAGCUGGAGAAGCUAAAAACACUAGCAGACGCAACUCAAAGUGACGAGGAUCCACACGAGCGCUUGGCUCCUUGGCUAACAGCCUCCGAGUACACGAACCCUUUGCUACAGGCCUACGAUCUCAAAAUCCAGGAGCUGGAGACAUCACUACUAGACAACAAGAAAGCGAUGGACCGCGUGGCGUCGCGAGCCGAGGGACUCGCCAGAGAGAACACUACACUGAGACAAGAACUGGAGGUGGCGGGGGAGAAGAUGGUGCUCCGGAUGCAAAAUGAGCCCAGAGACAUGCACGAAGACUUCAUGAACGUGCACGAGAACGGAGAGUAUUUACAGGAGAUCAACGAGCGUAUUGACGUGUUGAUGGCUGAGAACAAUAUGCUAAUGGAGCAAGUUUCUCUUCAAGACGACGAGAUGGGCGCCAUGAAGAAAGAGAUCAUCGACAGAGACCAGCAAUUGCAGAUUAUGGGGCAGAACUUCAACGAAGCUACCCUCGCACUGCAGGAGCUGCGUGACGCUUGCUCACAAGUUCGAGAGGAGAAGACACACUGCGAACGACAGCUACAACACUAUGCAGCGUCGAUCGCGCAGCUGGAGAGCGUGAAGGAGUCGCUGACGGAACAAACAGAGGCAGUUCGCAAAGAACGCGGCGAUCUAGAAACCCAGCUUAGCGAAUACGAAGACAUGAUGGAGAAGAUGAAGAGAAGCAACGAGCGCAAAGACGAAGCCUUCUCCACACGCUAUCAAAACGUGUGUGUGCGUCUACGCGAGCUGACAAAUGCACUCGAGAAGAAAGAGAAAACUGUCGAUGACUUACAAGAACGAAAUAACGGACUGCAAGGCGAGCUAGAUGGUGUACGGCAAGACUGUGAGGGCAUGCUGAACGUUCUUAACAGUAUGGAAAAGCAGCUUACUCAGUACUGCGCAAGAGAAGACGCAGUUGCUGAGAUGGAAUCGGAAUGUAAAGCGAAGGUUGAGGAAGCCAUUCUGGAGAAAGAAGAGGUGGCUGCUCGUGAGCUGCAAAGUCGACGGGAGAUUGUCCGACUAUUGGAGCGACUUCGACAACAAGCUGCAGAUCACAUGAAGACGCAAGAGGAGAGUUUGAACACUGUAGCUCGCAAACACGAGGCGGACAUGAGCAGUCGAGAACAAGAGAUUCAGUCUCUAAACGCUGAGCUCGCAGAUGUACGAUCCAGAAUUGAGGUGACGACAAGGAACCAUAAGGAGGCAGAGAAGAAACUGGCAGACUCAAUUCGCCGUGCUAAGGAUGCAAGCAUCGCGUUCGAGAAGAAACUCCAGCAUCUAAGCGAGCGUGCUGCAACAGCUGAAGAAGCUCGCGAUAUGGAACGAGUGAGUUUGAUGGAGCGAGAGCUGGAAAUGCGUCGUACUGAGGCACGUGAAGCAAAAGACGAAAGCGAAGAGCAGCACCGGAAAGUGCAGCUACUGAACGACCAGCUGAAUAAGGUCAAGGCGGAUUGUGCCAACCGGUUUACGAAUGAGUUCGAGAUACUGCAUCAACAGAAUCGAGAUCUGAAAGCCCAAGCUGCUGAACUGGAGUACAAGUUGUCUCUGGCCAAGAAAGAAGCCGCGUCAGUGCUGGACCGCUCUCGUAGCGAACGGGAGCGUAGCGAAGUGCGUUUGAUUGCAGAAGUCGAGAGCUUGAAAGCAAGGAUGCAGUCUCUCAAGGAGGAGAGAAAGCGUGUGGACAAGAGUCGACAGGAAACAGACGCCAAGUGCUCCGUUCUGACACUGCAGGUCCAGCAGCUAACCAGAGAUCUGAAUGAUGCAAAGGAGCUACUCCUGGAGCAGGAACAUGCAUGUGAUGAUAGCGACCGCAAAGUGUCGGAGCUAAGUGCCCAACUCACAGGGGCGCUCUCGAAACAACAACAAUUCUACAGACAAGAGCGUGAGCUCCGUACAGCAUUGGAGAGGAUGACACUCGAGAGAUCGCGGAUGGAGCGUGAAGCCACGGUAGGUGCUUGA
This is a messenger RNA of Phytophthora infestans T30-4, 2217 nucleotides long. RefSeq lists its product as uncharacterized. The transcript is spliced from 7 exons. Gene Ontology annotation, biological process: clustering of voltage-gated sodium channels; cilium assembly. Bases 1 to 2217 code for a protein of 738 amino acids. The record is from RefSeq and is a predicted model, not a curated record. Gene Ontology annotation, cellular component: centriole. NCBI's taxonomy places the organism in Eukaryota, Oomycota, Peronosporomycetes, Peronosporales, Peronosporaceae.